Insectozyma verbasci is the source of this 701-nucleotide messenger RNA. The record is from the annotation of a GenBank genome assembly. NCBI's taxonomy places the organism in Eukaryota, Fungi, Ascomycota, Pichiomycetes, Serinales, Debaryomycetaceae.
AUGAAGAAUUGUUCAAUUAAUAUAAUUAAAAGACAAUUUUUCACUUAUAGACAACCUUAUUUUAAUAAACUACCAAAAUUUUAUAAUAAUUUUCAAUCAAAAAUGACUUUAAUUACAAUUUCACAAUCAUUAGAUGAAUCUUAUACUAAACAUAAAGUUGUACCAGAAGUUAUUGAUCAAUUUGAUACACAAGGUUUAUUACUGAUAGAAUUCAAAGAGAAUCAUAUGGUUAGUUUAGGUAAUCUUCUUUCAGUCGAGGCAACUCAAUCUGUUCCAAAAAUUCAAUUAACUUUAAAUUCUCCAACUCAAGAUGGUAAAAUUGAAUCAAUUGAUAAAGAUGAUAAAUUUAUAUUGGUUAUGACUGAUCCUGAUGCACCAUCUGCAUCUGAUCAUAAAUGGAGUGAAUAUUUACAUUGGCUAGUUACUGAUUUAAAAUUAAAUCAUGAUCAAAAUAAUAACCAAGAUAUUAGUCACUUUAUUCUUGCAAAAGAUGGUAAUGAAUUAGUUGAAUAUAAUGGUCCAGCUCCUCCUCCUAAAACUGGUAAACAUCGUUAUGUAUUUUUAUUAUAUAAACAAGAUCCAAAUGUAAAAGAUUUAAAAGCUCCAAAAGAUAGACCAAAUUGGGGUACAGGUAUACCAAGUAGUGGAGUUAGAGAUUGGAUUAAGAAAAACGCUCCAAAUUCAAAAUUAUUAAGUGUUAA